GAUUCCUCUGCUACUUUGAAAAGAUAUGGUUAUGGAGCAUCUCACUUUCAGCUCUAAAUGCAAAAAAUUAAAAUAAAUAAAAAUUCCCAGAACCCAAACCCUCCUAUUCAGCAUCCAAAGUCGAGAGCUUUUUCUUGGAUUUCUUCUUCCCAAUCUGUUCCGGUAUGCAUCUGCUUCUCUUUUGCCAUUCAAUUUGCAGUUCUUUUUCUAUGCUGCUAAGGUAAACCCACAGAUUCGGUUGUUGUCUGAGAACAUCUGAGAGAUCCGACAGGGAAAAGUCGAAAUCUUGGGGUUUUUUUUGUCAGACUAUGUUAAAAAUGAGGGAUUUUCCUUCUUGUUUCGGAGAAAACGGGGUACAAGUUGCCGACACUUCUUGUUCGAGUGUUUCUGGGGUUAGUAAAACCCCACAGAAUUUGGUCACUUGUGUUUAUCAGUGUAAGAUUUUUCAGAAAAUUUGUCUUGUGACCAUAUCUUGGAGCAAGAAUUUGAUGGGUCAAUGCCUUAGUGUGGAGAUAGAUGAUUUGUCUCAACGUUGCCUUUGUAAAGUUGAUAUUAAGCCUUCUUUGUUUUCCAAGAGGAAAGGGUCAAAGUCCCUAGAAGUGAAUUCAUCUGGGAUUGAUCUCUAUUGGGAUCUCUCUGCUGCAAAAUUCGGAUCCGGGCCCGAACCAUUAGAAGGGUAUUAUGUAGCUUUAGUUUGUGAUAGGGAUAUGGCUUUGGUCAUUGGGGAUCUGAGGAAAGAAGCAUUCAAGAAGACUAAUGCAAACCCCUCCACUACUCCCAACUCCUUGUUUGUUUCAAAGAAAGAACAUGUUUUUGGGAAGAGGGUGUUUGGGACAAAGGUUCAAUUUUGUGAUGGCGGUCCGGUUCAUGACCUCGUGAUCGAGUGUGAUGCGAACCGGGUUGAUGACCGGUGCCUUCACAUCCGUGUCGACAGUAAGACCGUGAUCCAAGUUAGGCACUUGCUUUGGAAGUUUAGGGGGAACUAUACCAUUUUGGUGGAUGGGCUUACAGUGGAAGUUUUCUGGGAUGUCCACAAUUGGCUGUUUGGCACUACCAACUUGGGGAGUGCAGUCUUCACAUUCCAAACAAGUUUGUCUUCAGAGAAGUUGUGGAAAAGCCAGUCCUUACUGGAUCACGCCGUGCUGCCUUGGCCUUACUCAGAGAGCUUCAGCAGUUCCAAGUCUCCUGCUAUCGGUUUCUCCUUCGUUUUAUAUGCUUGGAAGAAUGAUUAAUGGUUUUUAUCAUCUUCGACAGUCAUUAGUUUUUCUUACGUGGCUUGUUAAUUGUCCUGGAUCAAAGUAAUUUGACUGAAAACCUUUUGUGGGUUUUUGAAGCUGAUUAUACUUUACCAUAGUGAUUGAGCAAUUUGUUUGAAUGAGCUUGUUUGCCCAAGUAUUAGAGUGUCCAUCAGUCUUCCUUGAUCAGCUUGUGAGGUUGAAGUUUAACAAAAAUGAAACUUUUGUUAAAAGAAAGAUUGUUAAGUUUUACACUAAACGUUAGUAUUGCUUUACAGUUGUUGAAGAUCUAUGGUGUUCAAAGUCCAAAGAUCAUCAGGAUCUUGGCGAGAUUCUACUGAGUUUGUUGUUUUUGUCGUCGUCGUCUAAUCCCAUCUUCUCCUUGGGUCAUUUUGGAUGAAGGU
Molecule: messenger RNA, 1639 nt
Organism: Cuscuta campestris
Lineage: Eukaryota; Viridiplantae; Streptophyta; Magnoliopsida; Solanales; Convolvulaceae
Source: the annotation of a GenBank genome assembly